Emys orbicularis (European pond turtle) is the source of this 2760-nucleotide messenger RNA. It is a transcript of the gene RFC5, whose product is annotated as replication factor C subunit 5. The record is from RefSeq and is a predicted model, not a curated record. Gene Ontology annotation, molecular function: DNA clamp loader activity; DNA binding; ATP hydrolysis activity. Gene Ontology annotation, cellular component: nucleus; DNA replication factor C complex. The coding region runs from base 51 to 1067 and encodes 338 amino acids. Gene Ontology annotation, biological process: DNA-templated DNA replication; DNA repair. NCBI's taxonomy places the organism in Eukaryota, Metazoa, Chordata, Testudines, Emydidae. The transcript is spliced from 11 exons.
UGCUGCUGCUGCUCCGCGCGCCCCGCUGCAAAGGGCGGGGGACCGGUCCCAUGGAGUCUGCAGCCCCCAAGCCGCCGCCGCCGGCCGGGAAGAGCAGGAACCUGCCAUGGGUGGAAAAAUAUCGUCCUCAGACACUGAAUGACCUAAUUUCCCAUCAGGACAUUCUGAGCACCAUUCAGAAGUUCAUCAGCGAAGAUCGUCUGCCUCACCUUCUCCUCUACGGACCGCCUGGCACUGGCAAGACCUCCACAAUUCUGGCCUGUGCUAAACAGCUCUACAAAGACAAGGAAUUCAAUGCCAUGGUUUUAGAGCUGAAUGCUUCGGAUGACAGAGGAAUUGAUGUAGUCAGAGGACCCAUCCUGAGCUUUGCUAGCACAAGGACAAUCUUUAAGAAAGGUUUUAAGCUUGUGAUCCUGGAUGAAGCAGACGCCAUGACCCAGGAUGCCCAGAAUGCCCUAAGGCGAGUGAUUGAGAAAUUCACUGAGAACACCAGGUUUUGCCUGAUCUGUAACUACCUCUCCAAGAUCAUCCCUGCCUUGCAGUCCAGAUGCACAAGGUUCCGGUUUGGCCCCCUGACUCCAGAACUCAUGGUCCCCAGGCUGCAGCAUGUCAUCAAGGAAGAGAUGGCUGACGUAAGUGAAGAUGGGAUGAAAGCAUUGGUGACCCUCUCCAGCGGGGACAUGCGCAGAGCUCUGAAUAUUUUACAGAGCACCACCAUGGCCUUUGGGAAGGUGACGGAGGACACCGUGUACACCUGCACGGGGCACCCACUGAAGUCUGACAUUGCCAACAUUCUCGACUGGAUGCUGAACCAGGACUUCACCACUGCCUAUAAAAAAAUCCUGGAGCUGAAGACGCUGAAGGGUUUGGCUCUGCAUGACAUCCUGACAGAGAUCCACUUGUUUGUGCACCGAGUUGACUUCCCACCUUCCGUCCGAAUCCAACUCCUGAUCAAAAUGGCAGACAUCGAGCACAGACUGGCUGCGGGGACAAGCGAGAAGAUUCAGCUAAGCUCCCUUAUUGCUGCGUUUCAAGUCACCAGGGACUUGAUUGUAGCAGAGGCUUAGGGCCAGUGGCUUCCUGCAAGCACAGUUUACACCCUCACCCCUCCCGCUAAGAAGUAAAAAAGAAGAAUGUCCUUGUCUGAACACGAGUCCAGUGGCUUCUGCAGUUCCUUACCCCCUGUAUUAGAAGCCCCAUAUACUGGUGACAAUGUAGGGGACAAAUUUGACCUUCAGAUACGUGCACCUCAUUGCUCUUGACUUAAGGGGAAUUCAGCACAAGCAUUUGAGGGAAGAAUUUAGCCCUUUGCAGCUAAGUGUGAGGUAAUAGACACAGUGCUAAGAAGUUGUCCGUGUAUAAGCUGCAGCAUGAAAUACACCUUUGAAGGGAAGUAAGGUAGGUUCAUCUCUUCCCUUACACCCGAGGAAGGGGUUGACGUUGUGGUGCACACUGUAGCUAAAGCUGGCUGUUGGUGGGUUUUAAGGCUGCAAGCUCCUUUCAUGUACUGGGAGACUUUGGUCCAAAUUCACCAUCAGUGUAACUAUCUAACUUUCCCUGACGAGUGGAACUGCACGCCUACAGCAGCAGCAGAUUUGACCCAUUUAGCCUGCAGGGACUUUAGGGGCAGAAUUGUGUAUAGCAGAAGGGUGCUAGAGCUUUCCCCUUGUAUGAGACUUUAAAUGUUUCCCAUGACACAAUUUCACAGGAAGCCUUAACUGAUCUCAGAAGGAUCUUCUCAAACAGACAUGGUGUACCAUUACCUAGCGCAGAAUCCAGGGGUCUCUUGAUUUAAUCAAUGCCCUAAAUUCUGUAAACUGGCUUUACAGUAGAUGCUUCUGGCCUGCUAUCCUAAUUGCAGGAGGUUAGUGUAGUUACAGCCUAGGAAUGACAACACACUACUAGUCAGUUGUAUGAAAGGAAAAAAAAUUUAUUUUGCCUCUUGAAGUUAAUAAACAUCUCAGGCUCCUGUGUACAUGAUGGCAAUACUACAGAUCAUGUUCAAGUAAAAAUUAAAACCAUCUUCACCAGUCAGGAUGCUUGACAGGGCCUAUCUGUGUCCCAGUGUGCUCUUUACAUACAAUGGAGAAGAAAUACCCAAGUGAAGAGCUGUGAGCGAUAGGGUCCGGUCAUUCUACGAGCUUGGAGAGCGAUGCUCCAUGGACCAGUUGUGCUACUGAGGUGGUCAGCUGCAGUACUGAGGUAUAACAAGUGGCUGGGGUGUUGAGACUGCUCUUCAAUGUAGAUGAGGGGGAUUUCACCACCCCUUUCUGCUACAGGUUCAGUGCACAUAUGGGGCUCAGAGUUGCUGGCCAAGAUAGAUCUUUAAGAAAACCGCUAGUUUAAAGGGACAAUACCCCCUCCCCCCACUAACCUUGCUCCCAGCAUUAGAGAAAGGGCACCAUAGUCUUGCUGCUGUGAUCCUUUAGGGAGCUCUCGUUCAGAACUUUAACACAUUGGUUUUAGGUUCGCUGGAUCAGACCUAGCUUCACCCAAUCUGGGGCCAGGAGUAACCCAAGCUGAGUGGUGCCACUUUUCCCUUUGUUUUACUAUUACAGCAGCAGGGUGUGGACAGCUAUCUUCUUGCUAUCACUUGUGCUCAUUAAGAGGAAGUCCAAUGGCACUUAAGGUUUGGGGGUAUUUUUGGAAGAUUUAGGGAUAUUAAAAGCUUAGUCUCUUGGGGCUAGAUUCCAAUUUAUAGGUGAUGUAAUUUUUCUAAAAAGGAGAAAAAGUCUCCCCCUAGUUUCAAGGGGAAGUGAU